This is a messenger RNA of Acanthisitta chloris (rifleman), 346 nucleotides long. Its product is annotated as POU domain, class 6, transcription factor 1-like. Lineage: Eukaryota; Metazoa; Chordata; Aves; Passeriformes; Acanthisittidae. Gene Ontology annotation, biological process: regulation of transcription by RNA polymerase II. The transcript has a single exon. Gene Ontology annotation, molecular function: DNA-binding transcription factor activity, RNA polymerase II-specific; RNA polymerase II cis-regulatory region sequence-specific DNA binding. The annotation marks the transcript as partial. The record is from RefSeq and is a predicted model, not a curated record.
GUUCGAGAAGCUGGACAUCACCCCCAAGAGCGCCCAGAAGCUGAAGCCUGUGCUGGAGAAGUGGCUGCGUGAGGCUGAGCUGCGGCAGCGCGAGGGACAGCAGCACCUGCUGGAGUUCGUGGGGGGAGAGCCCGGCAAGAAGAGGAAGAGGAGAACCUCCUUCACCCCCCAGGCCCUGGAGGCUCUCAACGCCCACUUCGAGCGCAACGCGCUGCCCACGGGCCCCGAGAUCACGCGCAUUGCGCAGGAGCUGCGCUACGACCGCGAGGUCGUGCGUGUCUGGUUCUGCAACCGCCGCCAGACCCUCAAGAACACCAGUAAGCUCAACGUCUUCCAUGUGCCCUGA